This is a messenger RNA of Budorcas taxicolor (takin), 7293 nucleotides long. It is a transcript of the gene NACAD, whose product is annotated as NAC alpha domain containing. Gene Ontology annotation, cellular component: cytoplasm; nascent polypeptide-associated complex. Gene Ontology annotation, biological process: protein targeting to membrane. Lineage: Eukaryota; Metazoa; Chordata; Mammalia; Artiodactyla; Bovidae. The record is from RefSeq and is a predicted model, not a curated record. The coding region runs from base 1 to 7293 and encodes 2430 amino acids. The transcript has 8 exons.
AUGCCCGGGGAGGCUGCCCGCGCCGAGCUGCUGCUGCCGGAGGCGGGCGGGCCGGGACCCCGCACAGAUCUGUCCUGUGAUGCGGCUGAGGCUACCACCCCAAAGGGGGACCGGCUGGAGCACUGUGCCCCGACAUCUGGGCCCAGCGCCCUGGCUCUCACGUUCCUGCACGGCAAGCCUGGUGCCCGGCCCCCGCCUGAGGGAGCCAGCUGGGAUGCAGGGCCGGGCCGCGCCCCCUCAGCCUGGGCAGUCCAGGCAGAGGGCGGCCCCAGUCCAGGGCCCACUGAGGUUCGGCCUGCUGAAGGUCCUCUCCCAGCCUCCCUGGAGCCCCGGAUUGUCAUGGGCGAGGAGACGUGCCAGGCAGCCCUGCUGCCCAGGGCAACCAUGCCGGAGCUCAGGGACUGGGAGGGUGGGCAUGCUAAUCUGAACCCACCCCCCGAGUUGUGUUCUCAGGGUGACCCUCCUGUGCCUUUCCCUGCCCCAGACUCCGAUUCCUACUUCACGCCUCCCUCCACCCCCACCAAGACAGCCUCCACCCUGCUCCCUGGCCCCGGGCCCCACAGGGACACCCAGGAUGCCCAGGCUGAGCUGGGGGUCUCACCGCCAGCCUCGCCCACUGGCUCGUACAUCACGGCAGAUGGGGACAGCUGGGCCUCAUCCCCAUCCUGCUCCCUGAGCCUUCAGGCCCUGGCCGAAGGGCUGGAUGUGCCCUCGGGCUGGGGCUUCUCUCCACCCGGCUCUGUGGUCGAUGAGAGGGAGCUGCCCCCUGCAGGGACCCCGGAUGGCUCGUCCCCAGAGUCCAGCCUCUCAGCAGACAGCAGCUCUUCCUGGGGCCAGGAGGGCCACUUCUUCGAGCUGGACUUCUUGGCCAAUGACCCAAUGAUCCCUGCUUACCUCCUGCCCUUCCAGGGCAGCCUGAUUUUCCAGGUGGAGGCGGUGGAGGUGACACCCCUGCCCCACGAGGAGGAGGAAGUGGAGGAGGAGCAGCAAGAAGAGGAGCAGGAGGUCCCCCUCCCCAGAGGUGAUCUAGCCGGGGAGGGCGAGGAUGAUAGCACAUUCGCAUCCUCCCUGCAGUCGCUGUCUGACCUGUCCAUCACCGAGGGCAUGGACGAGGCCUUCGCCUUCCGGGAUGACACCUCAGCUGCCUCCUCUGACCCCGACUCGGCCUCCUACACGGGGGCUGAUGAUGAGAGGCUGUACAGCGGAGAGCCCCACGCACAGCCCGCCACACUGCUCCAGGACAGCCCUGGGGAGGCUGCCUCCUGGGGCCCAGAGCUCACUCUUGGGGUGUCCAAGGGAGAGGCUGGCCAGGCUGCCAAGAGUCAGGAACCCAUCUCCGAGAUAACGAGGGUAGGUCCCGCUGCAGCCCAGGUGUCUUCUGCUAUGGCCCUUCACAUCUCACAGGAAUCUCUGGACCACACUGGGAUGAGCCCUCAGGCCCAGGGAGAAGAGCCAGGCUCCACCAUGGGACCAGUACCUGUUGCCCCAGUCACAUCUCAGCCCCUGCAGGAGGGAGAUACUGCUACUUUAGGCCCAGAGCCCUGGAUUUCGAAGGGAGAAGCAGACCUCAACUGUCUACAAACCCUGAAGGAACACACAGGCCAGGGGUUUGCCACUGCAACCAGCCCUGAACCCCAGCCAGAAGUGGAUCCAGCAGCAUUCCCACCCCUGCAGGAUGCAGGUAUCCCCUGGAUCCAGGAAUCUGCCUCUGAGACCUGCCUUGAGCCCCAGUUGGAAGAAGAAGGCCUAACAGCAUCCUCACCCCUGCAGGAUGCAGGUAUCCCCUGGAUCCAGGAAUCUGCCUCUGAGACCUGCCUUGAGCCCCAGUUGGAAGAAGAAGGCCUGACAGCAUCCUCACCCCUGCAGGAUGCAGGUAUCCCCUGGAUCCAGGAAUCUGCCUCUGAGACCAGCCUUGAGCCCCAGUUGGAAGAAGAAGGCCUGACAGCAUCCUCACCCCUGCAGGAUGCAAGUCUCCCCUUGGUCCAGGGAUCUGCCUCUGAAGCUAGCCCAGAGCCCCAGUCAGAAGAAGAUCUGACAGCAUCCUCAACCUCACAGGAUGCAGGUCUCCCCUUGGUCCAGGGAUCUGCCUCUGAGGCCUGCCCUGAGCCCCAAUCAGAAGAAGAAGAUCUAACAGCAUCCUCACCUCUGCAGGAUGCAGGUCUCCCCUUGGUCCAGGGAUCUGCCUCUGAGGCCAGCCUGGAGCCCCAGUCAGAGGAAGAUCUGACAGCAUCCUUACCCCUGAAGGAUGAAGGUCUCCCCUUGGUCCAGGGAUCUGCCUCUGAGGCCAGCCUGGAGCCCCAGUCAGAGGAAGAUCUGACAGCAUCCUUACCCCUGAAGGAUGAAGGUCUCCCCUUGGUCCAGGGAUCUGCCUCUGAGGCCAGCCUGGAGCCCCAGUCAGAGGAAGAUCUGACAGCAUCCUUACCCCUGAAGGAUGAAGGUCUCCCCUUGGUCCAGGGAUCUGCGUCUGAGGCCAGCCCUGAGCCCCAGUCAGCAGAAGAUCUGACAGCAUCCUUACCCCUGAAGGAUGAAGGUCUCCCCUUAGUCCAGGGAUCUGCCUCCGAGGCCAGCCCUGAGCCCCAGUCAGAAGAAGAUCUGACAGCAUCCUUACCCCUGAAGAAUGAAUGUCUCCCCUUGGUCCAGGGAUCUGCCUCUGAGGCCUGCCCUGAGCCCCAGUCAGAAGAAGAAGAUCUGACAGCAUCCUUACCCCUGGAGGAUGAAUGUCUCCCCUUGGUCCAGGGAUCUGCCUCCAAGGCCAGCCCUGAGCCCCAGUCAGAAGAUCUAACAGCAUCCUCACCCCUGCAGGAUGAAUGUCUCCCCUUGGUCCAGGGAUCUGCCUCCAAGGCCAGCCCUGAGCCCCAGUCAGAAGAUUUAACAGCAUCCUCACCCCUGCAGGAUGCAGGUCUCCCUUUGACCCAGGGAUCUGCCUCCGAGGCCAGCCCUGAGCCCCAAUCAGAAGAUCUAACAGCAUCCUCACCUCUGCAGGAUGCAGCUCUCCGUUUGGUCCAGGGAUCUGUCUUCGAGGCCAGCCCUGAGCCCCACUCAGAAGAGGACCUGACAGCUUCUCCACCCCUGCAGGACACAGGUCUCCCCCUGGUCCAGGGAUCUGCUUCUGAGGCCAGCCCUGAGCCCCAGUCAGAAGAAGAGGAGCUGACAGCCUCCCCACCCUUACAGGAUGCAGGUCUCCCCUUGGUCCAUGGAUCUGCCUCCGAGGCCAGCCCUGAGCUCCAGUCAGAAGAAGUGACAGCAUCCCCACCCCUGCAGGAUGCAGGUCUCCCCUUGGUCCAAGGAUCUGCUUCUGAGGCCAGCCCUGACCACCAGUCCGAUCUGAAAGCAUCCUUGCCCCUGCAGGAUGCAGGACUUCCCUUGGUCCAUGGAUCUGCCUCUGAGGCCAGCCCUGAGCCCCAGUCAGAAGAAGUGACAGCAUCCUCACCCCUGCAGGACGCAGAUCUCCACUUGGUCCAGGGAUCUGCCUCCAAGGCCAGCCCUGAGCCCCAGUCAGAAGAGGAGCUGACAGCCUCCCCACCCCUGCAGGACACAGGUCUCCCCUUGGUCCAUGGAUCUGCCUCCGAGGCCAGCCCUGAGCUCCAGUCAGAAGAAGUGACAGCAUCCCCACCCCUGCAGGUUGCAGGUCUCCCCUUGGUCCAGGGAUCUGCCUCCGAUGCUACUUCAGAGCCCCAGUCAGAAGAGCUGACAGCAUCCUCGCACCUGCAGGACGCAGGUCUCCCCUUGGUCCAGGGAUCUGUUUCCGAGGCCAGCCCUGAGCCCCAGUCAGAAGAAGAGGAGCUGACAGCAUCCUCACACCUGCAGGACGCAGGUCUCCCCUUGGUCCAGGGAUCUGUUUCCGAGGCUAGCCCUGAGCCCCAGUCAGAAGAAGAGCUGACAGCACCCUCACACCUGCAGGACGCAGGUCUCCCCUUGGUCCAGGGAUCUGUUUCCAAGGCCAGCCCUGAGCCCCAGUCAGAAGAAGAGGAGCUGACGGCCUCCCCAUCCCUGCAGGACGCAGGACUCCCCUUGGUCCAGGGAUCUGCAUCUGAGGUCAGCCCUGAGCCCCAGUCAGAAGAAGAGGACCUGACAGCCUCCCCACCCCUGCAGGAUACAGGUCUCCCCUUGGUCCAGGGAUCUGCCUCCGAUGCCAGCUCAGAGCCCCAGUCCGAAGAAGAGGAGCUGACAGCCUCCCCGCCCCUGCAGGAUGCAGGUCUCCCCUUGGUCCUGGGAUCUGUUUCUGAGGCCAGCUCAGAGCCCCACUCAGAAGAAGAGGAGCUGACAGCCUCCCUGCCCCUGCAGGACACAGGUCUCCCCUUGGUCCAGGGAUCUGCCUCCGAUGCCAGUUCAGAGCCCCACUCAGAAGAAGAGCUGACAGCCUCCCCCCCGCUGCAGGACGCAGGUCUCCCCGUGGUCCAGGGAUCUGUUUCUGAGGCCAGCCUGGAGCCCCACUCAGAAGAGGAGCUGACAGCCUCCCCGCCCCUGCAGGACGCAGGUCUCCCCUUGGUCCAGGGAUCUGCCUCCGAUGCCAGCUCAGAGCCCCAGUCCGAAGAGGAGGAGCUUACAGCCUCCCCAACUCUGCAGGAUGCAGGUCUCCCCUUGGUCCAGGAAUCUGCCUCCGAUGCCAGUUCAGAGCCCCACUCAGAAGAGGAGCUGACAGCCUCCCUGCCCCUGCAGGACGCAGGUCUCCCCUUGGCCCAGGGAUCUGCCUCCGAUGCCAGCUCAGAGCCCCAGUCCGAAGAGGAGGAGCUUACAGCCUCCCCAACUCUGCAGGAUGCAGGUCUCCCCUUGGUCCAGGAAUCUGCCUCCGAUGCCAGUUCAGAGCCCCACUCAGAAGAGGAGCUGACAGCCUCCCUGCCCCUGCAGGAUGCAGGUCUCCCCUUGGUCCAGGGAUCUGCCUCUGAUGCCAGUUCAGAGCCCCACUCAGAAGAAGAGGAGCUGACAGCCUCCCCGCCCCUGCAGGAUGCAGGUCUGCCCUUGGUCCAGGGAUCUGUUUCUGAGGCCAGCUCAGAGCCCCACUCAGAAGAGGAUCUGACAGCCUCCCCGCCCCUGCAGGACGCAGGUCUCCCCUUGGUCCAGGGAUCUGCCUCCGAUGCCAGCUCAGAGCCCCAGUCAGAAGAAGAUCUCACAGCCUGCCCAACUCUGCAGGACACAGGUCUCCCUUUGGUCCAGGGAUCAGCCUCCAAGGUCAGGCCGGAGCCCCAGUCAGAAGAUCUCACAGCCUCCCCAACCCUGCAGGACGCAGGUCUCCCCUUGGUCCAGGGAUCUGCCUCUGAUGCCAGCUCAGAGCCCCAGUCAGAAGAUCUCACAGCCUGCCCAACUCUGCAGGACACAGGUCUCCCUUUGGUCCAGGGAUCAGCCUCCAAGGUCAGGCCGGAGCCCCAGUCAGAAGAUCUCACAGCCUUCCCGCCCCUGCAGGAAGCAGGUCUCCCCUCCAGUCAAGUAUCUGCCACCAGUGCGAGCCCUCAGGCCCCGAUGACUGACACAAGCUGUAUCCAAGAGACAGAGCCCACAGCCACUGCAGCCCAUAGGAAAGGAAGAAAGACCCUGGGACUGAGGCCAGCACCUGAGGAAAGAGACCCAGACCACACUCGAGGAUCAGACUUUCUGGCCUUGGAUCAGAUACAUCUGGGUGGCCCAGACCUACCUGCAGAUGCUCGGACACCCUUGGAGGGAGAUGCAGGCCCCUCCAAGCCUGCCACAGAUGUCCCAGACACACCUGAGCCUUUCACAGCCACCCAAGGUCCCCCAAAGCCUGACUCCAGUGGGGAGGAAGUAGCCAAGGGCAUUUUGGCACCUGAGCAGGAAGCCUGUCAUGAUGUUUGUGCACAUGGGGGUGAUGGAGCUGAGUCCAGCUCACCCCCAAAGGAGGCCCUGGGGGCUGAGCACCAGGGCCAUGAGGCCCUAAAGCCAGUGGUUCAUGGCCCAGGGGUGUGUCCUACUGCCAGCCUGGAAGUUGGCCAGUUGGGGCCCCCAAGCCCAGUGGAGGAAGGAAGGGCUACUCUUGGGCACAGGCUUCCCAUGGCUGUGGGCUCAGAGGUUGGGCUGAGCUCCUGCUCAGAGUCUCCUUCAAAAGCUGUGCCCAGGCUGGGAGGGCACUGUGCCAAAGAUCCUGCCCCAACAUCUCCACUGCCCUUGAGGCAGCCAAAGCCUGUGCUGGGCCCAGGCAGGGGAGAGCAGGCCCAGGCAGCACUUGGAGCCCUUGGAGCCCUUGGCCCCUCCCCACUGCAGCCUCCAGAAAGCCCCAUAGGGGGCCUUCCCAGUGCACCCCAAGACAGGAUCCAGGGCCCUGAGCCCCCUGCUCCUGAUGUCCUCAUGGAGGCAGUCCCAAGCCCCCUGGCAUCCCCUGCUCCCUGCCCUUGCCGGGGACCCCGGGAAGACUUGGUGGAGGGCGCGGAGCCCCUGGGCUCUCCGAGCCACCCACCACCUCGGCCAAGAACCCAGCGGGCGGUGGCUGCUUCCUCAGGGAUCACAAACCCCCCUGGGGCUGGGCAGGUCAGCCUCCCACCCCACCCCACCCUCCUCAGCCCCAAGGCAGCCCCCAAGAGGGGUACCCAUGCCAAAGACCCAGCCUCGAGGCUCUCGCCCCCUCGCCAAGUGCCUCCUGGCUCUGGGCCCCGGAGCCCAGCCGGCCCUCGAGGGCUCCCAGCCACCGAGCAGCAGGAUGACGGCGACAGUUUGGAGGAAGACUCGCCCCGCGCUCUGGGCUCUGGCCAGCACUCGGACAGCCACGGGGAGUCGUCAGCCGAGCUGGAGGAGCAGGACCUCCCAGGACCACAGACCGCACAGUGCCCAGCCCAGGCCCCAGCCGGCAGUGGGAGCGAGGAGACAGUCGCCAAAGCCAAGCAGAGUCGCAGUGAGAAGAAGGCCCGAAAGGCGAUGUCCAAGCUGGGCUUACGACAGAUCCAGGGGGUCACCAGGAUCACCAUCCAGAAGUCCAAGAACAUCCUCUUUGUCAUUGCCAAGCCCGAUGUCUUUAAGAGCCCAGCCUCAGACACCUACGUGGUCUUCGGCGAGGCCAAGAUCGAGGACCUGUCGCAGCAGGUGCACAGAGCUGCGGCUGAGAAGUUCAAAGUGCCCUCGGAGCCCUCCGCCCUGGUGCCUGAGUCAGCACCUGGGCCGAGGGUGAGACCCGAGUGCGAGGAGGAGGAGGAGGAGGAAGAGGAGGAGGAGGUGGAUGAGGCAGGACUGGAGCUGCGGGACAUAGAGCUGGUGAUGGCGCAGGCCAACGUGUCAAGGGCCAAGGCCGUGCGGGCCCUGAGGGACAACCAGAGUGACAUCGUCAACGCCAUCAUGGAGCUGACCAUGUAG